Drosophila erecta is the source of this 5797-nucleotide messenger RNA. RefSeq names its product glucose transporter type 1 (gene Glut1). Lineage: Eukaryota; Metazoa; Arthropoda; Insecta; Diptera; Drosophilidae. Gene Ontology annotation, biological process: monosaccharide transmembrane transport. Gene Ontology annotation, cellular component: membrane. The record is from RefSeq and is a predicted model, not a curated record. Gene Ontology annotation, molecular function: hexose transmembrane transporter activity. The transcript has 18 exons.
ACGCCUGCAUAGAGAAGGACUCGGAGUGCCGAGAUGGAGUCUCAGCCGGAAUCGCACACCUGACAUUCAUGUUGUGGCCAUUCUGGCAGUCAGACGUGUGGAUCGCAAGUCCGGAAAACCAAGAGCCGAAGCCCAAGUGCAAGGUGGAGGAAAGGUCUCAAGCAGAUUCGCUGUCCGUGAACGGUUUACGGUUGCGGUUUACGGGUCGCGUCUCCGAACUUUAUCCGUUCGUUCUAAAGCAAACUAAACUAAGCUCAACUAAUUCAAAACUAAACCAAGCCAGAGACCAAACAAAAUAGAGAAAAACUUGUUGAAGUACUUGAUUGAUGUGUGUGCCCAAUUGGCUGCCGAAUCGAGCGAGCUAAACCGAGAAGGAGUCUCCGCAGCCAGGAAAAAAGGCAUGCAUCGGGCCCUCCAGCGCUCGAGUUAUCCAGCCUCUCAGCUCAGCUGCUCAACUUGUCGACUUUCGGCCCAAACCGCUGACCAGGCCAAAACCUCGCAGGAUCUCCGUUGCCAGGACGAAACAGAACAGAACAGAACGGAACGGAACGGCAACUGGCAGCCCUCAGCCAUGGCCGCUGAAUAAUUAAUGCAGUUUCGCUCUCCGGUGCUCGGCAAAGGACAAAACUAAUUUAUGGCAUUAAAAAUGCAUAUUUUCUAGCAGUGCGUUGCCGGUUUUUAUCAUUUGCCAGGAAGGCAAAAGGCGCAAUCCACCAGCAGCUGUGCCAGCAAAAGGAAGCUGAAAGUAGACACGUCGGUCGAGAAUUGGAUUUGACUGCGGAGCAUUUUGAGUUCGAGUCCGAGUCCGAAAGUUCUUUAGUCAGCAACCGAGGAAGCGCAGGAUAAUUCACAUUUUUCUCACGGCACUGGCAACGAAAUGGCUUUCCUAUGUGCACCGCUGGCCAGAGUAAUGACAUGGCGACCAUUGGUGACCUCUCGAUGAUCUCACCGCCCACGUCUUCCAUCUCGAACGACCAAGAUCCGUUUGGACAGCUGCCACCGCUACCGCCGCCACUGCGUUCCACCCAAGUGCUCCAGCCACUGAGCGUGUUUCCAGUGUCCAAUUUGAGCGAAGAUUCCUACGAUUAUGUUUUUGGUGGUCGACGUAAGACUCCGCCCACAACAACGUCUACACAACUCAAGCUGACCUCACCGCCCGUGCGUUUGCGACCCGAAGACGCCUAUCGCGGAGCCAACAUAAACAACGGAAGGUUCUAUCGCCACUCCUUCAGCUACGCCCCCAAAAGGCAGCGCCACUCGAGUCGGGAUGAUCGAGACCGCGAGUCUAGGUUGAGAUGUCAUGGCGAGGACGAGGCCACACUGCGCCAAUUGCUGCUCGAUUUGCAAAAGCAAGUUAGCGUGAUGAGCAUGAAUCUGUCAGCGAAACUCGAUGAGCUGCAGCGGGGAGAUCGACACCUGGAGACGACGGUGGCCCUGUGCGAAAUCCGCACCCAGCUCCAGGAGCUGACCAAAUCCGUGGAGAGCUGCCAGAGCGAGGUGUCCGAGGUGAAGCGCGACAUGGUGGCGAUCAAGCACGAACUGGACACCGUGCAGCAGGUGAAGGAGGAGAUCGAGGAGCUGCGCGAGUACGUCGAUCGACUGGAGGAGCACACGCACAGACGGAAGCUAAGACUUUUAGAACAAGGUCUCACCUUCUUCCUCACCUACUCGAUUUUCUCGGCGGUGCUGGGCAUGCUGCAGUUCGGCUACAACACCGGCGUCAUCAACGCGCCCGAGAAGAACAUCGAGAACUUCAUGAAGGACGUCUACAAGGACCGCUACGGCGAGGACAUCAGCGAGGAGUUCAUCCAGCAGCUCUACUCGGUGGCGGUGUCCAUUUUCGCCAUCGGCGGCAUGCUGGGCGGCUUCAGCGGCGGCUGGAUGGCCAACCGCUUUGGCAGAAAGGGCGGCCUACUGUUGAACAACGUGCUCGGAAUUGCCGGCGCCUGUUUGAUGGGAUUUACCAAAGUUAGUCAUUCCUAUGAAAUGUUAUUCCUUGGCCGAUUUAUAAUUGGUGUUAAUUGCGGCCUCAACACGUCGCUGGUGCCCAUGUACAUCUCGGAGAUAGCGCCACUGAAUCUGCGCGGUGGCUUAGGAACUGUUAAUCAAUUGGCUGUGACCGUAGGUUUACUAUUAUCCCAAGUGCUGGGCAUCGAGCAGAUACUCGGCACCAACGAGGGCUGGCCCAUCCUCCUGGGCCUGGCCAUCUGCCCGGCGAUCCUGCAACUCAUCCUGCUGCCCGUCUGCCCGGAGUCGCCCAGAUACCUGCUCAUCACCAAGCAGUGGGAGGAGGAGGCGCGCAAAGCCCUGCGCCGCCUGCGAGCCUCUGGGUCCGUGGAGGAGGACAUCGAGGAGAUGCGGGCCGAGGAGCGGGCCCAGCAGUCCGAGAGCCACAUAUCGACCAUGGAGCUGAUAUGCUCGCCCACCCUGCGCCCUCCCCUCAUCAUCGGCAUCGUGAUGCAGCUGAGCCAGCAGUUCAGCGGCAUCAACGCCGUCUUCUACUACUCCACGUCGCUCUUCAUGAGCUCGGGAUUGACUGAGGAGAGCGCCAAGUUCGCCACGAUAGGCAUCGGCGCCAUAAUGGUUGUCAUGACGCUCGUGUCCAUUCCGCUGAUGGAUCGCACGGGUCGCCGGACCCUGCAUCUCUAUGGCCUGGGCGGAAUGUUCAUCUUCUCAAUCUUCAUCACCAUUUCGUUCCUGAUCAAGGAAAUGAUCGACUGGAUGUCCUACCUCUCUGUGGUGGCCACCCUCGGCUUCGUCGUCUUCUUCGCGGUGGGACCCGGAUCGAUACCCUGGAUGAUCACCGCGGAGCUCUUCUCCCAGGGACCGCGGCCCAGUGCCAUGGCUAUCGCGGUGCUGGUCAACUGGAUGGCCAACUUUGUGGUCGGCAUUGGUUUCCCCAGCAUGAAGACUGCCCUCGAGAACUACACGUUCUUGCCGUUCAGUGUGUUCCUGGCCAUCUUCUGGAUAUUCACCUACAAGAAGGUGCCCGAGACGAAGAACAAGACGUUCGAGGAGAUCCUGGCCCUCUUCCGGCACAACAAUGGCAGGAGUAUGCUAAACUGCACAAAUAGCUUGGAGCCACAAAGUAUGAAUUCUGGCAUCGAGCAUGCCGCCUUGAUGGUAUCUGAGGAGAAGACCCAACAUGACUCACCUGCAUCCGAGCGAUUUUUAGAAGGCGCCCGAAGUACACACCAGGCCCGGAGCGCUGCCUCUGCGCCCCAUCACCCUCGUCAGCCUCCACCUGUCUGCCCGAGCAGCGGGCCUUGACUGAGGAGCGCCUCGCCUCCUGACUCUGCCAGUGUUCGUUCCACGAGUCGCGCUGAGGAGCCGCAUCAGCCGCAGCAGGCGCAGCAGGGGCAGCAGAUGCACCACCAACAGCAUCUGUCCCGCUAUGCCACACACGAAUACGUACACUGUAGCUAUGAGAAGGAAGUCGUUUGUGAUCAGGCCAAUCCCGCGCAGGCACCGCCACCGCAGCCAGCACCACCAGCCCCACCAGCACACCAGCAGCAGCAGCCACCACCGCCAUCGCACCACUGCCAGCAGCGCAAGCACAGCCACAGUCCGCACCACAGUCGCCACACCUCGCCGCACUCGCACCACCACCACUCGCACCACAGUCGCCACAGUCGCAGGAGUCGUCGCCAGGGCAGCGGCAGUCUGCCGGGCGCCCACCAGGGCUCCGCCCACCACUCGGUGGUGCGUCCGUCGAUCUGCAGCAGUCGCCGGCAUCGCUCCGUCACGGAUAUAUCCACGACGAAUGUGUGCCAGGACCCCGCCUGCGCGGAUCGCGAGGUGCAGGAGAUAAUGGUAAGACGUACCUGCUGCAACACCGCCACCGCCACCGCCACCGGCACCACCGCCACCACCGCCACCAACAGCUCCUCCCGCACCGAGCUGGCCCAGUGCUUCGCCGAGGACCUCUACGGCUCAUCCCGACGCCCGAGCAGCUGCUGCACCAGCUCCGACUACUGCUACCAGACGGACUCGACGAGUCUGUACGGCUCCAGGUCAUCGUUGAGUCGCAACAACUCCAUCAAGUCCGCCUCGGCGCUGGUGCGUAAGCACCACAGGAGUCAGCGGAGCCUGCUGCCCGAGCACCGCCACCCCAGCUACACUUCCAUAUCGCUGAGGGGCCUGAACGCCAGCCGCCCGAACAGCCAGUUGGGCUCGCUGACCUCGAUCUUUGACCGGGCCAAGAGCUUGGCGCCCGAGGGCUGCACACUGGAGCGUCAGAGCUCCAAGGGCGCGCUGGGCAGCAGCGAGCUGCCGGAGUACGCCUGCUCCCCGUCACCGAUACGCUGGAGCUUCCUGGCCGAUGGCAGAUCCCCCUCCGAAAUGGAGGGCGCUGUCGGCGGGGGAACCGAGAGGGAGCAGGAGGAGGACCAGCUGGACGCGUGGCAGGUGCCCGAGCCGGAACCGGAAAAGAAGCCCUGCCGCAAGAUCACCACCACCAGCUCCUCCGUCUACGACGAGGGGCCCAGCACUUCGGCAGCGGCUGCCCGGAAGCGGCGGGGCAGCAAGGGAAGUCGGGGUAGCAGGGGUAGCAGGGGCAGUGCCAGUGGCAGCUACCAUUGCGAGUUCGAGGACGAGGCCACCACCACUGUGAUGUUCCACCAGGAUGCCGGCGAGGCGUACAACAAUUGCUGCAGCAACAACUACAACUACAUACAGUGCAACAGCUACUUGGACCAGGACCUGCAGAUCACCAGCGAGGACAUCCAUCAGUACCUGUCCAAGGGCGAUGCCACAGCCAGCGACAUCCUGAACAACUCGAAGAACUAUCCCUUUCAGCCCUCGAACGCGCUGGAGUUCCAGUACAAGAACAACUUCCAGCAGGGCCAAGUGAAUGCCAAUAACAAUAACACCAACACCACCAACACAGCCUCCAGCGAUGCGGGCGAGUGCUUCCAGAACUACAGAGCCACCUCGAAGGAGACGAACCUGAACCAGAGCUCCGCGGAGCAGCUCUCGCCCACAAACAUCAACUUGUCCACGAGCUCGAACAACAUAAACAUUGUGUUCAGCAGCAGCUUGGAGCGCAAUGCCAACGAGGUCAAGUUCAUCAACAACAGGAGUGGUGCCACAGCUGGCGGUGGCUCCGAGGUGGGCGGUGGCUGUGAGGUGGGUCACCAUGCGGGCUACUUGCCCUACACCUAUCCCAGCUACGACUACACGAACAUGUCGGGCAACUCGCACUUUGAGAAGCCCCUGGGCAUAGACGAGCUGCCCAAGGAGUUCGGCGGCCUGGAGGGCGCCGGAUGCGGCGGCGCCUCCACCACCAGCGAGCACUCCUCGUCGCUGCCCUCGCCGCAGCCACUGACGCACCACCAGCAGCUGCACCACUUCGAGUCCUUCGACGCCGCCUCCGAGCACAAUUUGCUAGCUGCCCAAGCCAUGUCGCCGGGGUCCCCGCUGUCGGGUUCCGUGAACCCCGCUGGCGACGACUUCGUCCAGAUGCACCACUACCAUCACGCCAACUCACCGCACUCGCAAUCGCACUCGCAAUCGCAAUCGCACCACAGCCACAGCCACGCCCACACGCACACCCACGGCCACCACGUGCACCACCUGCUAAGCCACCCCGCCUACGAUCUAGCCGAGGAUCAGUUCCGCUUGGGAUCGGCCUUGAAGCGAGUGCGCAAGCGAGCACGCAAGUACACCGACUUCCUGCGCAAGAAGUGAGCGGUUGCCCGGACUCACUGCAUCCUCCCCCAGAUUCGCCCUACUUUGGCCGCAAAUACCUGGUGGUCUCGAAGCGGCGAUCGCAGAGCCUGGACGAGGACUAACCCCG